GAGCAGGAUAAAGGAAAGGUGAAUACGAGAAGAACCAAAGAUGGGUGGGAGAAAAGGAAAUUGUACGAAGUGAUGCUAUUGGACGAAAUCCCAGGUACAUUAGGGAGUGGUCAUUAUUUAUGGGGAGGGGGUUGGGAAAUGGGAGGGGGGGGGGAAACGAAGUUUUACCCUUAUAAAUAGGGGUGUCAAAAACGUUUUAACACAGAGAAAAGGGGUGGGUCAUAAAAGUUUUUGAACUUAAAUACCAUGUCUAGAGUUCUGAUUUCUAUAAUCACAAAUAGCAAAAAAAAAGACUCUGAAAAUGCUAUUUCCAACGAUCUAGAGACUCAAAAUUUCCCUGCUCGGCGCCAACCAUGGUAGCGCCUCGCGAUCGUGGGAGUCGGGCCCACUAAGUUUAACAAGAUUUCUACCCCCUGAGUGACCCAGUUGUGGUAUUGUUCAGGACAGAUUAGUGCAAAGUUACAAACAAUAAACACUAACACUAAACAACUAACUAUAAACACUAACACAACCCAAAUUAUAUUUGAUAACUGUAAGAUAAUUAAUAGAUCUGAUUACUGGUCCCUACUAUUAUAUAAAGAAUCCCUUGCAAUUCGCAGAAUUGCAAGGGAUUCUUUAUAUAAUAGUAUAUAUAUAUAUAUAUAUAUAUAUAUAUAUGUAUAUAUAUAUAUAUAUAUAUAUAUAUAUGUAUAUAUAUAUGUAUAUAUAUGUAUAUAUAUGUAUAUGUAUAUGUAUCAGUAUUUGUAACUUUACACUAAUCUGUCCUGACGAUGACUAAAAUAUGGUCGAAACGUAGAUUCAUUAAAGCUACAAAAUGUUAUUUGGAGUUACUGUUCUUUUGUAUUUUAUAAAAAUACUCAGUGGUUCCCGUAACUAUAUAGCAAUAGUUUAUACUAUCAAAUGUUUCUGUGAUCACAGUAGGAAUUUUGCAUAGGUAAAUUCUAAGUUUUGAAGGAUUUGUAAGAAAUUUUUGAGGGAACUGACUUCGUGUUUAACAAUUUAGUAUAAUAAUAAAUUGAAAUUCCCCGUUAGCUGGGCUCGCAUGAACCGACCUUUUGGUUGUUUUUUUCUGAUCCUAGAAUCCCAACGACCUAACGAGCCAACCCACGCCGUCCUUGAAGGCGCACUUAAAUGGGACGUUAACUUUGAUGGUCAAAGUAACCACGUUAGGAACCACGCCUUGAUACAUUACAUUGCCAAUCUCGCGACCAAGAAUCACGCCGACGACAUAUUUGAUUAUGAUUUCGUGGAAUCACUGCUCCGAAAUGGCGCCGACAUCAACUGUAUGGACCCGACAGGUCAGACGAUCUUUCACGAGGUGGCGAGAUCUUGGAACACGGAUGUAGCAAAGUUUCUACUGGAGAACGGUAAUCAUAUGACCAUUAUUCAUCAGCACCACCAUCAUCCUCACAAGCACCAUCAUCAUCACUAUCAUCAUUACCACUCCAUUAUCAUGAUCACCACCAACACCAUUAUCUUCACAAUCACCAUCAUUACCACUACCACCAUCGUGAUCACUAUCACCAUCAUACCAUCAUCAUCAUAGCCUGCGAACAGGCUCUCAAGCUGAAUUGAGAGCCUGCAUCGAUGACUAAUGAAUUUGAAUAUCUGCGUCUCAAAUCGUGACGCGAAAUUCUCAUUGGUCAGAUGCUAUAAUUUAUAUUAUUCCGCUGAGCUCUAUAUAUGUCAACUGCUAGCACUAUGGAUAAAAACACAUUAACUGAUCAAAUUGGUCUUGGCCAUCUUAUCUCAAAGCACCAAAUGUUUUGUUUUGAGAAAACAGUAUUUAAAACAUUUAAACUUUUGCUUCAAUAUCUUAUAUUUCGAAAAACAGUAUAAACUGUACGGUCUAAAUUUAGUUUGCAUGGUCUAAAUUUAGUUUGCACGAAAGUUGUAAACAACACCAUAUAGGGAUAGACAUUCCAUAUUUGGAAAAACGAACGUUACGGGGCAGAUAUUCAAAUUCAUUAGUCAUCGAUGCAGGCUCUCAAUUCAGCUUGAGAGCCUGUUCGCAGGCUAUCAUCAUCACUAUCAUCUUCACUACUGUAAUCACCAUCAUGAUCACCACCAUCAUCUAUCAACAUCACUAACAUCAUCAUCACUAUUCUCAUUCUAGUGGAGCUUGAUAUAUGGAGUAUAUGGGGACGGUAAACAAAACUUCAAAGUAUUUUGUAUUAAACAGGUGCCAAUAUAAAUCAUCAAGAUGAGUUUGGUCGUUCUCCUCUCCACGUUGCCGCAGCAGUCGACUACACAAGUAUGGUGGAAUUUAUCGUCCAAAAUGGCGGAGAUAUUGACAUCAAGACGAAAGAAGAAGAACAAACUGCCAUACAUUACGCCGCGAAAAGUGACGCCGUCAACUCUAUUCAGAUGUUGCUAGGUUACGGAGCCAAUAUUGAUUCUCGCGACUGCAGAAACCGGACACCGUUACAAGUAUAAAAUCUCUCCUAUCUAUAUCCUUAUUUUGACUGUUCAUCUCAGGACUGGAUAAAGUUUUGAUCAAGUUCUAGGACUGGAUAUGGUUUUGAUAAAGUCCACAGAUUGGACAAAUUUUUUAUCAUGUCUGAACUCCUAGGCUUGGAUAAAGUUUUUAUCAAGUCCUAGAACUGGAUUUCAGUUUCGAUCAAGUUGUAAAAACACCCCGGAUAAAAUUCCAAAACCAAAUAUUGUUGUCUCUAAGUUAGGCAGGAAUUUUGACCAGAGAGCUUGAAGUUUUAUGAAGUUUUAUGAAGUCCCUGAUCAAAUUCUGUUGGUGUAUAAAGUUUUGAUCAACGCCUAGUCUAAGAGUGGAUCUUUUUUUAUGUAUAACAUUCAUGAACUUUAUGUCACCUUAGAUCGCCGCAGAAGUGAACAGUUUCAAAGCUGCCAAACUUUUGGUGACUGAAGGAGCGCCUGCUGGCGUGUAUGACAACCUGGGGAACUCUGCAUUAUCACUCCUCAUUGAAAAGAUUCCUGAAGUGGCGCUUAUAGCACUGGACCAACUUCGCACAACAGACUACAUCAACAGACGAGAGUUUUACUUUCUCAACUACCUCGAAGGCGCGAAACUGAAGGAAGAAUUGCAGGAAACACCAGCACGCUCCCCCAUGGAAAUAGCCGUCCAGAAUAAAAG
Paramuricea clavata is the source of this 3109-nucleotide messenger RNA. The record is from the annotation of a GenBank genome assembly. Lineage: Eukaryota; Metazoa; Cnidaria; Anthozoa; Malacalcyonacea; Plexauridae.